GCCGCCGACACACCUUCGCCAGCACGACUGAGAGCUUGCUAUUCGGCUCCUCUCCAGCACCCAGCUUGCUUGUGGCCAGCGAGCGCAAGAGUCGUCUGCGGGAAACUUGAAAGUGGGAGCAACCGAACGAUCGCGUUCGUUGUCAUUGGAUUUAAACGAGUCGACUGAACCAUCGAAUCGCGUUUUCUGUAAACCUCGGCCAUGGUGAGUGUCAGUGCUUCCCUUCUUCUGCUGGCCUCGGCGGUGGCAGUGAUCCUUCCGGCAGGGGAAGGCUUUCCUGACGGCGCCCCGAUAGAGGCCUGCAUCCUGCCUAAUCCAAACCGCCCCAACCAUCCAGCCACCAAAACGCAGCCGCAGUCGUCCUCCAAGCACUCCUUCACGGCUUCCGGCUCUCGUUACCGUCCAGGUGACAUUAUUACAGUCAUAAUUAGCGGACCUCCCUUCAAGGGCUUCUUCGUGCAAGGCAGAGACUCCCACAGCAACGACUGGGUUGGGAGCUUCGCCGAGACGCCGGAGACGAAAGUUUACCCAGAAUGCUCAGCAGCCACCCACAACACUGUGCCACCCAAGACCAGUGUCAAACUGGUAUGGCACGCACCGCGUGACAGAUCUGGAACAGUCUACUUCACUGGUACAAUUCUGGAACGCUACGACAGAUACUGGUCCGACAUGGUCGCCAAGGUCGUCAAGCCUCAGUUCUAAGAGAGGGAAGAAACCGACCACAUUCCUUUGGAUAUCUCCACCUUUCCAUUAUUAAUAAGUCCAUUACCGUACCUUUAAUGCUCGAGAAAGGGAUGAUGCAUAUACAAUAGAGUCAUCAGCAUACAAUUGCUUGUGUACUACGGGACAAACAAGCACUCAUCAACACACGUGCACACACACACAAAUAUCAGAGGCCAAACAGAACGGAAUAAACAAAAAAAAAAAAAAAAAAAAAAAAAACGAUGGUAGGCUACCGAGCACUUUCGUGUACUUCAACACAUUUUCAAAAAUGGGUUGAAAUAACACGCGAGCGCUUCAUGCAUUCCUUUGUCACUCAACUUCCUUUGCCUCUGCUAUAUUUAUCGUUGCGUUUUAUUUAGUACAUACGAACAGGUAUA
This is a messenger RNA of Macrobrachium nipponense, 1100 nucleotides long. RefSeq names its product ferric-chelate reductase 1-like. Gene Ontology annotation, cellular component: membrane. Bases 202 to 702 code for a protein of 166 amino acids. The transcript is spliced from 3 exons. Lineage: Eukaryota; Metazoa; Arthropoda; Malacostraca; Decapoda; Palaemonidae. The record is from RefSeq and is a predicted model, not a curated record.